CGGCAGAUGUGUUCACUUCGCCAGUUUAGCUACAAAAUAAAUAUUAUCUUGGACCGAAACAUCAACAUCUCACCCGAAGUUGCAUCAAAUAUUUAGUUAAGUUUUCGCCACAGGUUUUCCAGGUCUUGAUGGAACAGAGCAGUUUUGUCCCGCAGUGAGAGGGAAGAAGCCGUCCUUUUCUGUUUGUGGCUGAAGUUUGGAAUUUGUCCAGCUCAGAGGGAGGCAGGGACUGUGGCCUAGAGCGGCUGCAAGAGGAGGGGAAGGAGGGAGGAGAAUGGAACGAGCCCACAGUUUGCUCCUGAACGAGGAGGCAUGCAGCCAGUUGGGAGAACACCAGAGGGCUGAAUUUGUCUUUGAGUGGCUGCGCUUCCUGAAGAAGCUGCUCCCUGCUGCAGACAGGGCGGAUGUGAAGAAGAACCAGAAGUGUCUGGUCGAACAGUUGACUGUGAUUCUGAUUGGUUCUCCGGGCCCCCCAACCCGAUGGCUCCUAGCCCACUGCCUGGCCCUGCUCUACAGGGUGGGAGACUCACUCACCUCCAGCCUCACGGUGGACAGGUGCAAUGACAUCAUCCGCAGCAAGGACGACUCGCCCAGCUACCUGCCAACCCGACUGGCAGCCAUUGCCUGUCUGGGUGCCCUUUAUGAACAGCUUGGCCGUUUGCUUGUCAACACAUUUAAAGAGACUUUGGCAAAUUUGUUGAAGGCCAUGAAGUCUGCAGAGUCCCAGGGCCGCUAUGAGAUCAUGCUGAGCGUGGAGAAGAUCCUGAGGGGCCUGGGGGUCAGCGCCGUGCCCUGUCACAGAGACAUCUACAAGGCUACACGCGCCUGUCUCACCGACCGCUCCAUGGCCGUGCGCUGUGCUGCCGCCAAGUGUCUUCUGGAGCUGCAGAGAGAGGCUGUGUUUCUGUGGACUUCAGAGUUGGAGAACGUAGCCACGCUCUGCUUCAGGGCAUUUGAGGGCUCCAACUACGAUGUGCGUGUGGCCAUCUCCAAACUGCUGGGUACCCUGCUGGCCACAGCCGUAGAGCCCAAACAACCCACUGCUCACAGACAGGGCUCCAGACGCAGCUCCUUGGAGGAGGUGAUGGAUCUGCUGACUGGGGGGUUCCUGCGUGGUGGGGCUGGCUUCCUCAGGGCCAGUGGAGACAAGCUCAAAGGGACCAGCUCUGUUAGCAAAGACAUCCGCAUCGGCAUCACUCAGUCGUGUGUGGUGUUUGUGUCGUGUCUGGGCGGCGUGUGGCUGGAGGCCAACUUCUCCGCCCUGCUGGUCCUGCUCAUGGAGCUGGUGUCCCACACACGGGCCACCCAGACUCCUGCAGAUGCCGUGUGCUGCAGACGCUGCAUCUCCUUCAUCCUCAGGGCCACACUGGGCUCUCUGCUGGGGGAGAAGGCCCAGAUCGCUGCUGCCAAGGAGAUCUGCCUGGCCAUAGGCAAACAGAAGAGGGCUGUGGAUGCGGCCAUGUGUGAUGGGAACGUGGAGACGCGGGUCACCACCACAGACGUAGCUGCCAGUCAGCAUGUGUUGGUGUGUGCUCUGCUGGAGCUGGGUAGCCUGGUACAGGGCCUGGCCUCUACUGCUGCAUCGCUACUCACUGACACCAGCACAGCCCUGCUGGACACGGUGAUCUCAGUUCUGCUCCACCCCAGUGUGUCAGCACGGUUAGCGGCUGCUUGGUGUCUACGCUGUGUGGCCGUGGCCCUGCCUUCCCAGGGGGCCGUGUUACUGGACCGCUGUGCAGAGAGACUCAACGCCCUCAAGUCCUGCCCCGAGGCCGUGGCCGGGUACAGUUCCGCUAUCGCCGCACUGCUGGGGGCAGUGCAGCACUGCCCACUGGGCAUCCCCCACACUAAAGGCAAUGUGGUGAUGGGUCUGGCCGAGGACCUGCUCCGUUCAGCCACUCAGAACAGCCGCAUCUCCAUCCAACGCACACAGGCUGGCUGGCUGCUGCUCUCCUCCCUCAAUACCCUAGGUCCAGCGGUGGUUGAGCACCACCUCCCCAGGAUGCUGGUGCUGUGGAGGUGUGCCUUCCCUCCCUCCAUCAGAGACCUGGACAUGGAGCUCCGCCGUGGGGACCACUUCACCUGGCAGGUCACCCUGGAGGGCCGUGCCGGGGCGCUGUGUGCCAUGAAGAGCCUGGUGAUUCACUGCAGAGAUCUCCUGACUGAUGAUGUCAUAGGUCGUCUCCUGACCCCCCUGGCCUGUGCUGUGUCUCUGCUCACCAAGGUGCCUACUCUGAUCAAAUCCUAUGGCAACCUGAUUAAAAACACCUCAGUAGUCUUCAGACUGAGGGUCUAUGAGAUCCUGGCUCUGUUGCCCCCAAAGACAUACGAAGAGAGUUUUGGCAUUGUGCUGAAGCAGCUGGUGACAGACCUGACUGGGCCAGAGAACGUGGUGUGUUCAGAGCUGACGUUACUACCACCCCUCUGUCACAGUGAUGACCUGGCACUACUGGGCCCCGCUCUGCAGGACAUGGACCAGCACUACAUAGAAGAGCAGUUACAGGGGAGCAGUGUUGGAGGGACCCUGGAGUACGACCCCUUCACCAUCUGUGUGAAAUGCCAGGAUGUUCCCGCCCCCCUACCCCCUCCUGCUGCCCUCACCACCGCUGCCAUACAGCUCUUUGGAGUCAUCUUUCCCCACAUCAUCGUCCCACUGAGGACACAGAUUCUGGAACAGUUCACAGAGUCUCUGAAGCAGUUGAAGGGUGUUCGUCAGCAGACUGUCCAGACUCAUGUGACUGCCGCCCUCUGCAGUGUCCUAAAGCACCUAGGCUCCAGUCGGGUAGGUUUGGGUCCAGAAGAGGUUCGGAAGCCAGCUCUGGGUCUGUUGGUGGGGGCUCUGGAGAGCUCUAACCCCCUGCUGCGCUGCAUGGCUGCUGAGGGCCUGUCUCGCCUGGUACAGGUGGUCAACGACCCUGCAUUCACCGUCUCCAUGACCCUGGUCAGCUUCGACAAGUUGAAGACAGCCCGGGAUGCUGUGACUCGUACGGGUCAUGCCCUGGCGCUGGGUUCCCUGUACCGCUAUGUAGGGGGCAUCAGCUCUCCCCAGCACUUGUCUGCCUGUGUGGGCAUCCUCUUCACCCUGUCCCAGGACAGCACCUCCCCCGAGGUCCAGAGGUGGGCGCUGCACUCUCUGUCAAUGGUGAUGGAUCUGGCUGGUCCUUUGUACCAUGGUCAUGUGGAGGCUAGCUUCACCCUGGUGCUGAGGCUGCUGCUGUCUAUCCCCCCUACCCACGUAGAGGUCCACCAGAGCCUGGGCCGCUGCCUCAACGCCCUCCUCACCACCCUGGGACCUGACCUACAAGGCGAGGGCCAGUCUGUGUCGGCCCUGCGGACGUCGUGCUUGGUGGGCUGUGCGGUGAUGCAGGACAGUCCAGACUGUCUAGUCGAGGCCCAGGCCAUCUCCUGUCUGCAGCAGCUGCACAUGUUCGCCCCGCGCCACGUCAACCUGGCGAGCCUGGUGCCCAGCCUCUGUGUGAACCUGUGCAGCUCGUACCUGUCUCUGCGUCGUGCUGUGGUGGCCUGUCUCAGACAGCUGGCCCAGAAGGAAGCCCUGGAGGUGUCUGAGCACGCUGUGGCCCUCGUCAAGGAGCUGCCCCGCAGGGACAACACACAUCUUGAUGUGACCAUUAAGGAGGUGGGCCUGGAGGGGGCUUUGUUCAGCCUGCUGGACCGGGAGUCAGACCCCCGUCUCUGUCAGGACAUCCAGGAGACCCUGGUCCAUAUGAUGAGUUCCAUCGCCACGGGGAAACUGGCCCACUGGCUCAAACUCUGCAAAGACGUUCUGUCUGCCUCUGCAGAAUCCACAGCCCCGGUAGAGACCAACCAGGAGGAGGAGGGAGAGCGGGACGACGACGCGUCAGUCUUCCACGCCAAGUCAGAGUCCAGCGGGCCCUUCACCAACCUGCGCUGGUCCACGCGGGUCUUCGCUGUGGAGUGCGUGUGUCGCAUCAUCGCCCAGUGUGAGAGCCACGGACACCCUGCCCACUUCGACAUGGCCCUGGCCCAGGAGCACCGUCUGCAUGAGUCCACCGACUUCCUGGUCCUUCACCUGGCUGACCUGAUCCGCAUGGCCUUCAUGGCCGCCACUGACCACAGUGACAAGCUGAGGCUCUCUGGCCUACAGACUCUACUGGUCAUCAUCCGCAAGUUCGCUGCCAUCCCAGAGCCGGAGUUCCCUGGCCACGUCAUCCUGGAGCAGUAUCAGGCUAACGUUGGAGCUGCUCUGAGACCAGCCUUUACUGCAGACGCACCUCCUGAUGUGACAGCCAAAGCCUGCCAGGUGUGCAGUGCGUGGAUCGCCAGUGGGGUGGUCAGUGAUCUGAGGGAUCUGAGGAGGGUGCAUCAGCUCCUGGCCUCUUCGCUGGUCAAGGUCCAGGCAGGGAAGGAGGUGCCCAGUCAGCUCUACAAUGAGGGAACAUCCACCAUGGAGACACUGGCUGUGCUCAAGGCCUGGGCUGAGGUGUACAUUGUGGCGGUGCAGAGCAGCAGUAGACCGAGGGAGCGCCCCAUCCCAGGGCCAGGCCCAGGGAGGCAGGGUGAGCAGGCUGGUUCUCCCUUGCUAGAGGAGGACUGUGGGGGGGCUGGAGGGCCAGGGCUGCUGACGCUGGUCCAGACUGACCUGGCUACGCUGAGCCGUCUGUGGCUGGCUGCCCUACAGGACUACGUUCUCCUCACCCUCCCCCAGGACUACUCGGCACAGCUACCCGCUACAGGAGGGACGUUCUACACAGCAGAGACAGCGGAGCAGGCCAGACCCCACUACUGCAGCUCCUGGGCUCCCAUCCUCCAUGCCACGGCCUUGUGGCUCAACAGCACUGGUUUCAUCAUGGUGGACGACGGCCCUGCCAACCUGUCCCGGCCCGUCACCCCCACCUCCAUGGGCCAGUCCACCUCCCUGGCCUAUGUCAAGUCCCCUGAGGACAUCAGCUCUGACCGACUCCACCUCAUCCUGGGCAUCAGUGUGGAGUUCCUGUGCUCUCCUCACUCCCAUGACCAGAUGGAGAACAUCUCCUCCUGCCUCCAGGCCCUGCAGGCUCUGCUAGAGGUCUCCUGGCCCCGGUCAAAAGUCGGCAAUGACCAGGUGUUGAGUGUGGAACUGCUGAGCGUGCUUCACAGGCUGAUAGUGACGCGGGAGGCCCCAGGGGUGCAGCUGGCCGUGCUGGAACUGGUUAGACAGGUGGUGUGUGCUGCCCAGGAGCACGUCAAGGAGAAACGCCACAGUGCUGAGGUGGAUGACGGGGCAGCGGAGAAGGAGACGGUUCCUGAGUUUGGGGAGGGCCGGGACACCGGCGGCCUGGUUCCAGGCAGGUCUCUAGUGUUCGGGGCCCUGGAGCUGUGCCUGUGUGUGCUGGUGCGUAGACUGCCCCAGCUCAGCCCCAAGCUGGCCGGCAGCCCCAGCGGGGGCCAGGGAGGUUUGGCCUGGAGUCUGAGUGAGAGUGACUGCAGACAAGUGGCGGCUGCUCUGGCCAUCCUGUCUGACCUGCCAUCCAUCUGCUCUCCUGACGGUAGUGUCUCCAUUCUGCCUACACUAAUGUACCUGUUGAUGGGGGUGCUGAGGGAGUUGGUCCAGCAGCCUUGUGGUGGUGGAGCUGGGGGUAGCAGUGGGGGUGGUGAGGCUCUGGGCCUGGUGGUGCCUGCAGCCCUGCAGGCCCUGAGAGCUGUGCUCUCCUCCCCUAUGAGUCGCUCAGAGAAGAGCCGCGGGGCCUGGGCCCACCUGCUGCGCUGUGCUCUCAACACCCUGCUGGACUUCUGGGAUUCCGAUAAUCCCAACCCUGCGGUGGAUGAGGUCAGUCUGUUGACAGCUCUCACCAUCUUCCUGCUGACUGCCAGUCCUGAGGUCACCACAGCCCAGCCAUUGCAGACACGCUGCAUAGACAAGUUUAAAGCCAGCCUGGAGUCUAAGGACCCUGUGGUGCUCAGCAGGAGUUACCAGCUGCUGAUGUCAGUGUUCCAGAGCAAGACAGGGGUGGCGGUGCCCUUCAUCCAGGGCCUGGGGAGCUGUGUGGUGGGACACCUGCAGGGGGUGGAGAGGAGGAGGCCCCAGAACUCCAAAGAGCUCCAGGCCAUCCAGGAUGGAGUCAGGGCCCUAGAGGCUCUGGUGUUCGCUGCCGACGAGAUGCACCGUCCCCAGCUGGUGGCCAUUCUCCUUCCCAUCCUCAUCUCCUUUCUACUGGAUGAGAAUGCCCUGUCCUCUACCCCCGCGCCCGCCCGCACCCUGCAUGAGUCAGCCCUGCAGGACCUGAUGCGCAUCGGCCCCCAGCACUCGUCCGUCUUCAAGGCCCUCAUGGCCUCUUCACCCCACAUGAAAGCCAGGCUGGAGGCUGCUGUAAAGGGCAACCAGGAGAGUGUCAACGCCAAGGCCACACAACUUCAAGUACCCAGCAAGACCUCGCCCAGCAUUCAACUCAAGACCAAUUUUCUGUGAGCCUUUAUGUCCUGAAAUUAAUGCUUAGUUAUCGUGAGCGGACAAGAAACAGCCACACGUUAUAUUAUAGUGUCGUUAUCAUAGUAGCAUACUUACCGCAUUAGGAUUGUAAUAAUCACUAAAGCCAGGCACAGAUCAAGGACAGGACAGUGCAGUAUUUCAUCAUUUUAGUUUGGCAGGCAGUCAAAAUUAAGUUUUGGAUGUUAAGUUUAAUUUCAUGGUACAAUAGGUGUUCAUUUUAACUGUUUAACCUCUAUGAGGGAAUGACAACAGAGUAAAGACAAUUAUCAUUGGACGCAGAUUCCUAGCCAGGGAACUCAAAUGCUGCUGGUAUGUCUACAGACAGCAAAGGUCUGGGGUUGGAGUCGUAGCCCAUCUGGGGUGUAUUCAUUAGUGCAAAGUAUAGCAAAACAUUUUGCAACAGAAAACAAAAACAAGUGUUUCUUAAGGAGAAAUUCCGGUAGGUCCCUCCACGUUUCGGCCCAUUUUCUUCUGUGUGAAUACACCCCUGUUCAAUCAGUGAGGGGAAACAUUAGUUCACUUCUAACCAUAUAAUUUGUAUUCACGUCUAAACUUUGCGUGGCAUCUACAUGCUUGGAUGUCUACAUUAUUAGUUUUGUGUUAGAUUACAUAUCAUUUGAAUGGCUGUCAUCAUAUUAAGUAGUGAGGCAGUAUGUAUGUAUACACACACACACGGACACAUACACACUACCGGUCAAUAGUUUUGGAACACCUACUCAUUCAAGGGUUUUUCUUUAUUUUUACU
Molecule: messenger RNA, 7193 nt
Organism: Salvelinus namaycush (lake trout)
Lineage: Eukaryota; Metazoa; Chordata; Actinopteri; Salmoniformes; Salmonidae
Gene: heatr5a
Product: HEAT repeat containing 5a
Exons: 35
Coding region: 275-6427 (2050 amino acids)
Biological process (GO): intracellular protein localization; retrograde transport, endosome to Golgi; endocytosis
Cellular component (GO): membrane; endocytic vesicle; Golgi apparatus
Source: RefSeq, a predicted model, not a curated record